GAAUAUUAGAAAGAACAGAGUAGCCGUAUACGCGCAAGAAGUAUUUUUCUACUGUGUUUAGCGUGGAUUGUAUUUGCAGUCUGGUUACUAUGUGUCUGUCAAGCCGAAGCAGACGGCACGUAUGCGGCGGCCGGUUUUCUCGGCAUGUGAACUACAGCUGACGAGAAAAUUUUACCUUUGACGCCAAGAAGAGCCUGACCUUGCACCGAAAAAUGAGGCGCGCCUGCGAGAUCUGCUAAACGGCCCUCCUAGCAAAAUGCGUCCGGCGUGCUGUUAUUUUGUGGCUGCUACGGCCACAGUUGCUGCCUACUACUCGCUCGAGGUGUGCUGCCAGAAGCCUUACGAUGUGCGGCUACCAGAGGAACACGUGGGCAUGUUCUUUCGUAACAACCUUGAAGCUGCACGCAGCUGUCAGGACGAACCUGCCUGCCCGUACAAGCGUUUCCUCAAUGUAACAACCUGCUGGGGAUACGAGCCUGGUUGCUCAGCACAACACAGAUACAGUCUUGCCGCCUGUCCUGAGGGUUCAGCUGGGUGGGCAUCAAACAAACAGCAGCAGGAGCAGCUUUUCUUCAACCAGGGUGACUUUGGGUUCAUCCGCGAACGCAAGAAGACUCUCAGCAUUCUCUGUCGACCGCACAAACCGGGUGCUUCGUUGCUGGAAUGUGUCCGUCACAUGGAACUCUGUCGGGCCAAGAACAUACGCCUGGACUUCCAGCGCUUGCUGAGCAUGACAGGGCUCGUCAAGUACCGAGAGGACAUCCUGGGCCCUGGCCUUGUUGGUGGCCACUGUCGGCUGGACAAGGACUCUCUGCGCCUCGAAGGGGACCACAAGAGCGCUUUACAGUCGUGGUAUGCUGAACUGGAGCACUUUGAAGAGCUCACGGAGCUGCCUUCCCGGGAAAGUGGCUGUGAUGUUGUCCUGGAUCGGCCAACAGUCAUCAUGAAGCUCGAUGCCACGGUGAACAUGUACCACCACUUCUGCGACUUCCUCAACCUCUACCUGACCAUGCAUUUCAACAAUAGCCUCGCUGGGGAUUUCGACAUCCUCAUCUGGGAUACGCUCCCUUACAGGGGCACUUUCCUGCCAAUGUGGUCAGCAUUUCAUUCGGGAAAGCUGAGAGACCUGUCCGAAUUUCGAGGAAAGAAGGUGUGUCUGCAAGAGGCGCUGUUUGCCUUCCUGCCACGCAUGAUCUUUGGCAUGUACUACAACCUGCCUCUGGUUCCUGGUUGUCAUUCAAGCGGGGCGUUCAAAGCCUUCAAUCGCCACGUGCUGCACAAGCUCAAUGUCAAAGUGCUCCCACCGGCAAAUCAUGUACGUGUUACGCUGCUAUCUAGGGGAACUAAGCACCGUCGCAUUCUAAAUGAAGACGAGCUGCUUACAGCAGCUAGGAAACUUCCAGAUGCAUCUGUGCAGAGGGUCCACUUCAACCAUGCGACCGACUUUCGUCACCAAAUUGAGGUGAUGGCAAACACUGAUGUGCUCAUCGGAAUUCAUGGUGCUGGAUUGACACACGUGCUGUUCCAGCCAGACUGGGCCGUCCUUUUUGAGAUCUACAACUGUGAUGACCCAGUGUGCUACAAGGACUUGGCACGACUUCGUGGCAUCAAGUAUCUCACGUGGGAGGACACCACAAAACUUAGUCCUGAAGACGAGGGCCACCACCCAACACUUGGAGCACAUGCCAAGUUCACCAACUACCACUUCGAUGUCAACGAGUUUCUUCGACUUCUCGGCAGGGCCAUAGACCACGUCAAGAAAGCACGCCUGCAGGCCGUCACCGAUAAGCUGAGUACCAAAGGGGCACAGCCCACGGCAGGUCAUCAGGAAUUGUGAUACCGUUUGUAGAGGCUGUAUUCUGCAAUGAUUCACUUCAUUUUCCAUUCUUCUUUGCUUAUCAUCCUUUACACCAAGCUGCAAAUGCCGGCAUUAAAAUGAAGAAGGGUCAGAAGAAUGUAACAAUAAAUGGAUCCUUGCAGAAUGGCAAAUCAGCUUUGCAGAGAGGUGGAGGAGAAUUCAAAAACGGAAAAAAAUACUGUCAUUCAGACGAGACUACAAAGGAAACUGGUUUCUCAAAAAGAAAGCUUCGCAGUUUGAGAAAUUCAUUUGGGUCUAGAGAUGGAAUCCAUGACCUUUACUGUGAUUUCUUUCCAAAAAACUCCUGUGGGUUUUCUUUGUAGCUUUCCGCUACCCUCAGGUAGAUCUUACGUCAUUGCAGAAUACGUCCCCGACAUUGUGUUCACGCUUUUUUUCAUUUUAACAACUAUUUGGCAUGAAUGGAACCAUUACACUCUUCUUGCUUUCUUUUGGCCGGUGCUUCCUAUUCACAGAAGCAGUUCUUGCAUUUUGAAUGGUGAGCCCAACCAAACGAGCAUAAAAGGUCGCGUGUAUUGACAAUGGGUGCCCCUGAGGUAGGAUACCUAUAGGCUGGGAAGCACGUACUCUUGAAUUAAUGAAAAAUUACGGUCACUGACCAAGUCAGAAAUGACAAGUUUGACGUUUCGGAACCUGUACAAGUUCCUUGUUCACAAUGCAUUUUCGUAAUUUGUCAUUAAUACAACAUGCUACCUGACCAGACGAGCUUUCGUCGAACUCUUAACUACGUACACUCUUGAAACUUUCUAAAAUGUAUAGCAACAGCUGCGUUCCUCUAGGGAAAUGCACAAGCAGUUAAGGCAGACUGUGAUCGGACAAGCGGAGCACAGUACAGUUAAUGCUGUGAUCGAGCAGCUGCUACUGAUUGUUCUGUUAAUCCUUUCAUGUGAUAUCAUUUGCAUCGUAAUGAUUGAAUUAGUGUUUCUAUGUGUGUGUGCAUGUAAUGUGUAUCUGUUGUUACAGACACUCACUCAAGGUGGAUGUUUAGCUUAUUUUGUGCCAUAAACGAAUUAGCACUCUUUGCUGCCAUGAGCUCUUCCUCCUAAAGACCGAUCAAGCCCGUCCCUGCUUAGCGUUGUUGGCAUGACAAUGUUCAGUGCAUUAAGCCUAACAUGGCUGACAAAUGUUGGCUUGUUGCCACCAGAUCAAGCAGGUAUCAGCAGUGUAAUCAUUGAGGUGAGCAAUGAAUGAAGCAGCUGAGAAAACAGAUCCAAAUAGAGCAGUUUAUUGAUAUUUCGUGACAGUGCAGCUGUUCAUACUGCCUAACAUGCAAAGCAGCUUCUGGCACAAAAGUGGAUAUCUGCAUGUUUAGGAGAACUCACAUUUAUUUGUCAAUCUAGCAUUGCACAAUUUCUGAUACUGUUCUUGCCUUGGCAACUAAGCGCAAAGACGCACCCCGCGAGGCAACCUUCUGCUUACGUCGUCCAGCAGUGGGCAGCCAGGGCGCUGCAGCUCCGUACUCCUCGCUGUCGUAGCGUACUGGCUGCCUACUGCUCGGUGACGUAAGCAGAACGUCACCUCGAAGGGUGCGUCUUUGCGCUCACUGCAGCCUCCCAGUUUCGGUGUCACGCACUCAGAUAACCGAAAUUUGUCGUGCCACAGUUCCACAAGUAAUCGCAUUUUUCCAGAUCCAGAAGUUGUUAUGGCUUGUAUGGAGAGCUCGCUUCAAUUACCCAAUCGCAAUGACUCUGCUGAAAAUAAAAUUGCAAAGGUUAAUUAAAUUUUUUUACAUUAAGAACUAAUUACCAUGUAUCACCCGUCACCCUUUGGUUGCCACUAAUGACGAAAUGUCCCUGAAGGAACUGUCCUUUUAUUUCAAAAUGGCUAUUUUUAAAUAUCUUUGCAAAACACCUGUUAUAUAAUGUGCGCGUGUAACUUGUGUGUAGCCCAUGCAAGUAGCAGCAUACUGCAACAGUGAAAUCUUCGUAAAAGCAACGUGGCACAAUUGUCAGCACAAUGCAACGUUUUAGAAGCAACUGCUUAUAUUGUGUGUUCAGUCAUCACAACUUUCUCUGCUGUUCCUUGUUGAAGUACUGUGUGACUUCUGAGCAAUGCACUUGCAUUGUGGUAAAGCCCCUCCCUAAGGAAGAAUUUCCUUACUGCCCUCACUUCCACUUUAAAAACUUGUUUCUUGAAUUCUUGGUACAGCUGUCAUGUGCAAAACAUGGCAAUUUGCAUCAGAUGCACUGCUGUAUGCUUGUUUUGUUAAUGGCAUGCUGAAAUGUAUUAUCAGAGAAUGUUGCCUUUAAACAAGGCAAAGUCAGCAGCUUUGAAAAAGGCUCUGCCACUUAAGGCUGAACUGCAGGGCAACCAGCCUGCAUAAGUGGCCAGACCAUCAACAUGGUGGACGCAAACAACACGAACAUUACAGCAUUCCUCACUGAUUGCCUCAUGUUUGAAUUAUUCUGUGUAUAGCUCUUAGUAGAAGGGCACACUUCUGUGAUUGUGAGUGCUUGAUUAGAAUGUAAUGGUACGAAUGAAACCUAAGAAAAAGACAGGCUAAUCUGUGCCUUGUUGCUGCAGUGCCUCUCAGGAAAGUUUGAAUGGUUGAGAAGGGUUCAGUAUACAAUUUGCUGUGACAUUUAAUGACAAUAGAGUUAUGUGCUUUUAUGUUGGUCCACUGCUUUUAUUGGUUUUAUGUGAUGCACCUUAUAGUACAUUUAGAGUACUGUUGAAUUUGUCACCUACAAUUCUUAAGUGCUUUGAUGUGUCUUGCUAUGAGGACCACCCCUUGAGGAGCAGAAUCGAAGCUUCUGCCACAAUGUCUUCAGAGUAUGAUUUGCUGAUAGUACAGUGGUACAAAAGGCAAGUCCAUCACAGGCAUGUGCUAUGUACCACUGUGCCACCAAGUUGAAAUGUUGCCUAAGUGUGGUUUCAGUAGCAGAUAAGCACUGUAAUAUAACUGAAAGUUGGGCAAGUUGGUACUUAAUCAAUGUCCUAAACUGCAGCGCACACUAAAGAAGGCCACCGGCAAGUUAACAAACAAGCGCUCACUUGCAACUCAGCUUAUUUUUGGAAAGGAUGGUACUUAUAUACCCUUUGUCCUUUGUCUUUUAAGUUCUGUAGUUUAAAAAUGAAGGUAAGCACUGAUAACCAAAAUGCUUUGUACCGGGAUUUUAGGUGCCAAACACUGAUGGGUGCCUUGAAUUGUGUUAUGCACUGUGCCUUGACUUUCACUUACGGUGUGCACAAUGUCCCUGCAUGCAACACUAUAUAUAUCAGAAAGAAAAGCUAGGCCACAAUUGGCAAUAGUGAUGGCUGUUUUGCAGGCAACCUGCAGCCUGCAUUUUACCUUUCACAACAUUUCCUAUGGUUGUGAGACAGAAAUGGCGACAAGGGAAGAAAGAUGGGGGAACUAUCAAAGGCCUUGCUGCUUUACUUACCACUAUGAGGACUUCUUGAGUUUUGUAUGUCCGAAUUUUAUUUGUUGCUCUUUUUCUUACAUUCCCCCCCCCCCCUCAUUUCAAUCACCUCUAGCCAAUGUAGCAUACCCUGCAUCCAGCAGAGCUGACACCUUCAACUUUCAUUAUGCUCUAUCAACAUCACCUGAUCAUGUUUUGGGCAGAAUGCUGUGAAAAGAACAUUGUUAUAACUGAAGUUCCAAGUGCAGUUCUAUCAUUUGGUCAUUAUUUGUGUGUGCACUUUAAUUCUAACACUGUUGUACGAACCAGCCCAAUCCUCUGCUCUUGUGAAAACUGCUGACUGAUGAAGGCAGUAGUGCUCAAAUAUUUGUUCAUUGUGGACCCUUUAGCUCAUAAAAAGGUCACACGGUGACUGCCCUUGGCAACGUUGCCAGUAUUUUCUAAGCAUAAGUUUGCUCAGAAGAAGGAAUGUUAAGAUAAGGUCACAGAGAUUAAUGCUUGUCCUUGGCCAGAGUGCGAAGUAGAGGCAGUGAUAGCCAGCAAGACUGUUUCACAGAGCAUCAGGUUCAUAAAAUGUUGAGCAAUUUGCUUUAGAUAAUGACUGUCUUAUCAAUAGAUUCCCAUAAUUUUUGGCUGCAGCACACGAGCAGAUCAUGAAUUCUGCUUUUUAUUUCCUAUUCCAACUUUCUCUCCUCUCUGUCAACUUUGCGCAAUAUAUUUGAAAUCAAAUGAUCAUCACUGAGCAGUGUUCUAAGUGGUCCCAAAGGAUUUCCUUGAACCUUUUGUUAUUCAAUAAAACUUUGGUUAGGGGUAGUUGGUACAUAGUAACUUUCUAAGGUGAAAAAAUUGAUGCAAGCACACAGUAAAACCACAAAGAAGAGACGAGACCGUACUUGUCCAGCGCCACUACUUGUCUCUUCUUUGUGGUUGUCCUGUGUGUUUGCACUGAUUUUUUUCACCUUUCGUUAUUUGCCCAGGUUGAAAACACUGAUCGUUACAGCUGACACUUCCACGAGUGCUGGUGUAGUUUGAAUAGUUGGAGCCCAACGCUUUGCUUUGGGUACAGGUUUUUGUGUCGUCUGUGGAAUUAAGCUUGUUUCAACAAAUCUGCUUUGCCAGUUUUACUGGGAUUGGACACUGCAACACAGUUUACAUGUGUAUGGAUUGAUCACUCUCAACCUUAAAAAUUUUUAACCAUUCAAUAAUGGCAUGUUGUUUUGCCAAAUGGAAAAAGAAGACAUAGAGCAAUCCACAUACACAUAGGCUGCAUUAUUUUUUGUUUGUUGCCAGUGAUUAUGGUGUACAAAGUGGCAGCAAUGGACUUGCUACUUGAACUUUUUAAUUCUCAACCAGUCUGUGAUGAAAACUUGUGCUUUUGACAAUUUCUCUUACUGCUUUUUACAAGCAAUAAAGUGCCUUUUCAUAGCAUAUUGCA
Messenger RNA from Dermacentor silvarum, 6673 nucleotides. RefSeq names its product EGF domain-specific O-linked N-acetylglucosamine transferase. Gene Ontology annotation, molecular function: protein N-acetylglucosaminyltransferase activity. The transcript is spliced from 16 exons. Gene Ontology annotation, cellular component: endoplasmic reticulum lumen. The coding region runs from base 257 to 1837 and encodes 526 amino acids. The record is from RefSeq and is a predicted model, not a curated record. Lineage: Eukaryota; Metazoa; Arthropoda; Arachnida; Ixodida; Ixodidae.